Molecule: messenger RNA, 588 nt
Organism: Eucalyptus grandis
Lineage: Eukaryota; Viridiplantae; Streptophyta; Magnoliopsida; Myrtales; Myrtaceae
Product: zinc transporter 2
Exons: 2
Coding region: 1-588 (195 amino acids)
Biological process (GO): zinc ion transmembrane transport
Cellular component (GO): membrane
Molecular function (GO): zinc ion transmembrane transporter activity
Source: RefSeq, a predicted model, not a curated record
AUGAAUGUUAACCCCUUGUUGGUCUUCCCCGCCACUCUCUCUUAUACUGCAAACAAUGUCUCGCUCUCUUCUCCUCUUCUUUCUCUCUCUUUCCUGUCCCUCCUCCUCGCCGCUGCCGUCCACGGCGUGGACAACGGCAAAGACUCCUCCUCCAACUCCGUCGGAGACAAACAUGAAGACAUGCGCUCGAAGUCCCUAAUCCUGGCAAAGAUCUGGUGCCUCACCCUGGUCUUCGUUGGCACGUUUGUCGGCGGUGUCUCCCCGUACUUGCUGAAGUGGGACGAGGCGUUCCUGUUGCAGGGGACGUACGUGGCCGGCGGGUUUUUCCUCGCGACAGAAUGGAUGCGCUUCCCCAUGGACGCCAUCGAGACGUUUGGUGACCAGACAGAUAGGGAGUUCUCCUCCACGGUCAUGCUCUCGAUCGCCGGCAGCUUGCUCACCAUGCUCGUCCACUUCGCUAUCUCUUACCUUUACGGCAAGCAGGAGAAGGAACAGAGCAGUGGCUCCAAUGUCGAUUUGGAGGUCUCAGGAACAGAGUCCAGGCAUUGCGUGCAGCUUUUAUUUGCCAAAACGGACCAAAGACCAUGA